AUGUCCCUCGCCCAACAUGUCUCCGCGGUCGAAGGCAUUGACCACGAGCCCGAGCCCGGCGACGUGGCCUUUGACGACCGCGCUAGUCUGCUCAGUUUCCCCCGGCUCUCGCGCCAGCCCAGCAUCGCCCUGUCCAUCAGCUAUGAUCCCAUCCCUCCGGGCGGCGGGGACAAGGCUGCCGGAGCUCCCGAGAAGUUGGAGCCCAUUGCGGCGUAUGAGGUGUCGAGGGGGAUGAGGAUAGCGCAGGUAUCUGUCGGCGUGGUCUCGUGUGUCCUGGCGUCCGGCAUUGUCUUUGGCUUCGACGCCCUCAAAACCAUCCUGGUGGCCGAGGGCACGUACAGAAAUCUGUGUACCGAAGACGAGCUCAGAAAGAAUGUCCCGUUGUGCUAUAUGCAGGACCAAAGGUUAAACCUCACUUUUGUCAUCGCCUCCGUCACCACAAACAUCUCUGCCCUGCUGGUCGGGAGCAUCCUCGACCGCUACGGCCCGCGCGUCUGCGGGAUCAUCUCCUCCAUCUUCCUCGUCCUGGGCAGCAUUUGCAUGGCCUUUGCCUCGGAUCUCCCCUUUGACGCGUACAUCGUCGCGAGUUUCCUGCUCGCGCUGGGGGGCACGUUCACUUUCGUGCCCAGCUUCCACCUGUCGAAUGCGUUCCCGCGCUUCCAGGGCCUCAUCCUGGCGCUGGUCACAGGCGCCUUCGACGCCUCGGCCAGCGUCUUCCUGAUCUUCCGCAUCCUCUACCAACACACCCACGGCGCCAUCACCCUACGCCAGAUCUUCACGGUCUACCUGCUCGUGCCGGUGUUCAUCCUCAUCUCCCAGAUCACCAUCAUGCCCUCGCACAGCUACCAGACCCGCGGGGAGCUGGCCGAGAAGAUGGACAAGGCGCAGGACCCGACGACGGACGUGCACGACAGCGACGACGAGCUCGACGGGGCCAUGGAGAUCAUGCAGGUGCGGGCGGAGCGGGCGAACCGGCGGCGGCAGUCGAUCGCCUCGAUCACCGACCUGCUGGGCCCGCCGGCGGAGCAGAACCGGCACGAGAAGAAGGAGGACCAGAUCAGGGUCAACAGCGGGGUGUGGGGGAUCCUGCACGGCCUCCCCGCGAGCCGGCAGAUCCGCACGCCGUGGUUCGUGCUGAUCACGCUCUUCACGGUGCUGCAGAUGGCGCGGUUCAACUUCUUCAUCGCCACCAUCUUCACGCAGUACUCGUACAUGCUGGGCUCGGUCGAGGCCGCCACGCGGGUCAUCGAGUUCUUCGACCUGGCCCUGCCCGUGGGCGGCAUCGUGACGGUGCCCUUCAUCGGCGCGCUGCUCGACUACACGUCGACGGUCGCGGUGCUGAACCUGCUGGUGCUGCUGAGCACGCUGAUCGGCGUGCUGGGCGCCGUGCCCACCGCCUGGGCCGCCUACGCCAACGUCACGCUGUUCGUGCUGUUCCGCCCGCUCUACUACAGCGCCAUGUCCGACUACGCGGCCAAGAUCUUCGGCUACGCCACCUUCGGCACCGUCUACGGCGCCAUCAUCUGCCUCUCGGGCCUGUUCACCUUCACCCAGUCCGGCCUGCAGGCCCUGCUGCACGACGUCUUCGACGACGACCCGGAGCCCAUCAACCUUGGCCUCGCCACCGCGGGGCUCGUCCUGGGCGUCACCCUGGUCAUGUACGUCGACAUCAAGGGCCGCGCCCUGCACCGGGAGAGAGCUAUCGCCGCGGCCCAAGCUGCUGCCGCUGCCGGCGCGAACGACGAGCGACGACCACUCCUCGGCCCCCCGCGGUCUGCCUACGGAAGCGCCCGGAGCGUUAACAGCGCACUGGGCAUAAAUGGGCCAGGCGGCAUCGGCGCAGGCGGUGGAUUCGGCAACGCCGCCGGCUCUCUCCCCAAUGCCGCCUCCAGCGUCGGUGCUGGAGUCGGCGCUGGAGUCGGUGGUGUCGCUAGUGGUGGUGGUAGCGGCAUCUCCGCCGCCGCCGCAGCAGGUGGCGCCGCGGGCCUCAACUCCGGCAUGGGCGUGUCCAGCACCGUGUCCGAAGACCCCAACGCCGUCGGGGCGGCGGAGAGAAUGCGUCUCCUGCACGCCACGCCGAGCCGGCAGCAGUUGCAGCGGAACCUGUCCACCGUGCAGGAGACGCGGGAGCUCUAGAUGUCAACGCCGCCGCAUGUCGUGGAUUCCACGUACCUCAUCUGGGGUUGUGAAAAACUCCCGUCUGUUGCGUUUUAGCGUCUCUGAUUUCCGCUCUAUAUUUGCGUUUUGGUUCUGAAAAAGCACGGGC
Cladophialophora immunda is the source of this 2266-nucleotide messenger RNA. RefSeq lists its product as uncharacterized. NCBI's taxonomy places the organism in Eukaryota, Fungi, Ascomycota, Eurotiomycetes, Chaetothyriales, Herpotrichiellaceae. Gene Ontology annotation, cellular component: fungal-type vacuole membrane. Gene Ontology annotation, biological process: transmembrane transport. The transcript is spliced from 3 exons. The record is from RefSeq and is a predicted model, not a curated record. Gene Ontology annotation, molecular function: transmembrane transporter activity. The coding region runs from base 1 to 2136 and encodes 711 amino acids.